AUGGCCGCCUUCUCCCCCGCCGCCCGCGCUCACGUCCUCCCUGUCCACCUGCAUUUAGGGGGCAGGACCACAAGGCUGGGUGCUUUGGACUGGCCUCGAGGCCCGGGAGGAUCAGCGAGGCUGGAGGAGCGCCCCCUGGAGGCGGAGGAGGCACAGGCCCGCUCUCUCCUUGCCCGCCUGCAGUCCCGACACUCUUCUGUCCGGGGCUGGCGCCAGCGCCUCCCACGGCGGGAGUCCCUUCACAGCCUCUGCGGCCCCCUGCGUUCCCAGCUGGGCUUUCAAGAGUCUGACUCAGCCCAGCCUGCAUCGCUUCACCUCCUACAACACACCCAGAGCGAGCAGAGAAAUUAAAGGAUUGCAGGGACACAGCUAACCAGGUCUAAUUACCUACCGCCGCUGUCAUCCGUGGCGCUCGGGGGCGCUGGGCCAACGCGCGCAGAUCUGUGCUAUUGCUACACCUUUGUGGUCUUUAUGCUGUUUCUUGGCAAGUGA
Orycteropus afer afer is the source of this 492-nucleotide messenger RNA. The record is from RefSeq and is a predicted model, not a curated record. NCBI's taxonomy places the organism in Eukaryota, Metazoa, Chordata, Mammalia, Tubulidentata, Orycteropodidae.